Myzus persicae (green peach aphid) is the source of this 639-nucleotide messenger RNA. RefSeq names its product 39S ribosomal protein L42, mitochondrial (gene mRpL42). The record is from RefSeq and is a predicted model, not a curated record. The transcript has a single exon. NCBI's taxonomy places the organism in Eukaryota, Metazoa, Arthropoda, Insecta, Hemiptera, Aphididae. Gene Ontology annotation, cellular component: mitochondrial large ribosomal subunit. The coding region runs from base 160 to 513 and encodes 117 amino acids.
AUAUUUUGCAUUAACAUUUGGUUAUUUUAUAUUCAAGCUACUCAGCAUCAGCAUUAAUUUUUUUGGUAAUCGUUUAAUUGUUCUACUGUGCGAAUUGCUGAGUUAUCAUUUCGGGAUACCCAGUUGGAAUUUCAAGAGUUCCUACCAUUUCGCCAAGACAUGAAUGGUUUACGAUUAUUUAGACGGUUAGCCAGCGGCGUCUCGCGUUCCAGCAAGAAUGAAAGUGCUAUCGUUGUCACUGAUGACGCGUCUACCAUAGUGUGUUACCAUCCAGAGAGUUCAUUCCCGUAUGAGUGCACCAAACCGCUACCAGUUAACAAGGUACAGGACAACUCUGUGUUAAGAGUUCAAAACAAAGACUUUGUGCACGAAGUAUUCAGUAAGCCCAAUAAUGAAAUAGUGCAACAAGAACUUAUGAAAAUGACAUACACCACUAAACACCGUUGGGUGCCACCCAAAAAAUGGAAAAGAAACUUUGCUCAUCAAAAACUUGUAGACAGAGAAUAUUUAUAAUCUGAUGUAAUUAUGUUUAUUGUUUUGAAAAGCAAACUAGGUUCAUGUCUUUUAGUAUAAGAGUAUACAAUAUAAAAUUGUUUUAUAAUGAUUUUUUAAAUAAAAAUUGUAUAUCAAGAAUUAAAA